Messenger RNA from Exophiala mesophila, 2763 nucleotides. RefSeq lists its product as uncharacterized. The record is from RefSeq and is a predicted model, not a curated record. The transcript has 3 exons. Gene Ontology annotation, cellular component: septin ring; cell division site; microtubule cytoskeleton. Gene Ontology annotation, biological process: cytoskeleton-dependent cytokinesis. Bases 156 to 2246 code for a protein of 696 amino acids. NCBI's taxonomy places the organism in Eukaryota, Fungi, Ascomycota, Eurotiomycetes, Chaetothyriales, Herpotrichiellaceae. Gene Ontology annotation, molecular function: GTP binding; GTPase activity; molecular adaptor activity.
CACCACUUGGUGUCCUUAACCUCCCUCCACCAGUCCGAUUGUCCUUCAAGUUAACACCCCAGCCUGUGGACGACCAGGACAAACUCGAUCCCUCUCAACUUGCCAAUCCUGUUCCACGGCCUCUCUAUCGUCAGACUGAUAAUCAAUGUCCCACGAUGAGACCGAGCGUCGGCCUUGAUAACGGCGAUCCGCGUCCCCGCAAACCCUCUCUCACCGAGUCUCCCUCCAUCCCAGGCGAACGACCCAACCCUACGCCCACGACCUUCUUCCUCACUCGAGAAUCCGAUUCCUCGAAACUCUCCUCUGAACGCCAGAGUAGUUCGUCCCCCACACCUGCUUCGUCUUCGUCUCCCCCAGUCAGCACAUUACAAGAUCUUAUCCAAGAAGCCGAGCGCCCCUCUAAGCAGACACCAUGCCGGCCAGGGCAACCAAGAAGCGGGAGCCGGAGAAGAUCAACCAUUAAACCUGGUACAAAUAUUCCUCUGCAAAGAAGAUCCUCUUCAGGGAGCAAUGAGCACAACAUGCCAGCCCGGCAGCGAGAUGUCACCCCCUCGCCUAUCCCGUCACGAGACAUUUCACUUCCUGCUAGCCCGAAAUCUGCAUCGUCCAAAUCAGUACAUAGAUCCGAUGACGAGCUGACAAUAGACGAUACUGGAAGUCAAGCCGUGGCUUCGAGUGAUGAGGACGAUGAGGAUGAGAGUCCUGCCAAGGUGCAAGAUAGCCAGCCUGAAUUGAUCAUGCCCAGCAUUAAGAUGCCCAGUCGACGCCCAUUCACAAGUCGGGGAAAGCAAUUGGGACGCUUCAAGAUUCUCGUUGCUGGACGCAAAGGGGUGGGUAAAUCCUCGCUUAUCAAGUCGAUUGUUCAAGUCUGCGAAGAUAUCGUCCAUGUCGACCCACUGUCCCCUUCAAGCACUCUUCACAGCUCUCAACGAGAUCUAAAGGGCUCUCAUGGUCAAGUUAGCGAGAUCUAUGCCAGUACGAAACCAUAUCCCGCAUGGUGGUCCAAUAUCGAGGAGAGUCGUAUCUUGAAACGAAGGAAGAGCCUUGGCGAUUCCGUACUGGAACGAAACCUCUGCUUCGUGGACACUCCUGACUCUUCCAAACUCGACAAAAUCGUGCACUAUGUCGAGCAACAGCUCGUCAACGCAAUGGUCUCGGUCGAACAACUUGGCAGUGAACUCUCCGGACUAUUGAGCGGUAGGGGUUCUUCACAUGUUGAUGUAAUACUCUACCUGAUAUCCAAAGACAAUCUCAAAAACGACUGCUAUCAAGUUCAGCAGUUAUCUGAGUUGUGUAACGUCAUUCCACUCGUCGCCCGAUCAGAUCUUCUCUCUCCCGAGGAACAAGCCAGUGUAAAAGAAGCAUUGGAUGCAGGCCUUGCAAGUCUGCCGAGGGUGCCCAUGAUCUUUGGGGUAGGGGUUGAACAACGAACUGAGGCCACCGCUCCAUACACAGUGACUUCUGUCAAUGGGCCAGAUCUAGACACCAUGGACGCUUCCCUUCUGAUGUCACCAGAGUAUGUUCAACCGCUAUUACCAUCAGAACUUGGGGUAUUGGUACAGCAGCUGUUUGAGCCCGAGACUGUGGCAUAUCUACGACACACGGCAGCGAAAAAAUUGAUUGCAUGGCACGCAGCGCACCCCAAGCUGACAAGCAUCUCAAGCCCCUCUCUUCGUUCAGUGCACAACUCUACUCUGGCCUCACCGAUACAAACCUCACUGAGCAACUCCGGCCUGCUCUUGCCGCUAGGCUCAGAGGUAUCUCUCAACACGUCCAACAGCUGGGCACUAGCCAAGCUAGCGGAUCACACCCAGCGAGAAGAGAGAAUUGCCCAAGUCCGGCUGUCUAAAUGGGCAGGUGAAUUGCAGUUGAGCCUUCAACGUGAACGAGAGCGGUAUGAGAGAAUGGCAAGAGGUGAGCGAGCGAUUUGGCUGGUGGAGAGGAUGGGCGAGGAGAUUCGAGACGGUAAGAUUGUGACACCGGAAAUCCAACAGGCGCUUGUACAUAAGGGUUCACGAAUGGCCAUGGGCUAUGGCGACGUACCGACCUACCAGAUGCAUGAUCCUCUUGGACUACUUCGGUGGCAGGAUAGUAUGCGGACGAGGGGCUGGAUAGCUCUCCAGGUUGUUGGAAGUUUUGGAGUUGUUGGAGGGCUGGCCUUUUGGCUUGCAAAAACUUGGGGUUUCACCAUGACCAUUAAUGAUUGGGCUCAAGGAAUUCAUGGAUCAUGGUUCGGCGAUGAGUAAAGGUUUGGAGACAGAGCACUCGAGUCAGGACCGGAGCCUAGGACAAGCAGUUUGUCAUUUGAUUGACUAGGGGAUUCGCCGAGGUGUGAUCUGGAAGAGCGAGGUGGAAAGGACUUGACAAUGUCAGAGUUGCGUUGAAGAGCUGGCACAGGUAAAGGUGAGAGGGCACUCGAAUCGUCCCUCACCGGAAUUUACCCUCGUGCAGCGAGAGUUGAAUCUCAGUGGCGCCCCAGGCUGCCCAAGCGUCUACUCACAUGUCUGGGCUAUACAUGCCAUGCAGCUGCAGGCUUCUCACUAAUGCCUCAGCCUCAGUCAGGCAGUGUUUAUAACAAUGAAUCUCCAGAUCACAAAGUACAUGGUUCCGUUGAAAAUCUUCUGUGCUGACCCUAGGAAUUUGAGACUGCAUGGUUGGACAGCGGGGAGAUGACCGAGUCAGACACACACGGCGCGGCAGGUUCCAUACUGACCGGGAUGUGUGUUGGAAUAUUUACAUCCGAUGUUUCCUGCAAGCACAGGC